AUUUUGAAAAAAAAAUGAAAGAACUAUGAUAUUAGUCGAAUUUUAAGUAAAAAGAAAGGGAAUUAAUUUCUUUUAAUUUAAAUAAUGGGCGUUUGCUUAUGUAAGGAUAAAGUAGAAUUAGAUUACACAAAUAAUGAUGAUGGACCAGACAUAUAUACUUUGAUAAGAACUCCAAAUGAAGGAGGAAAUGGAUGUAGCAUGAAUAAUAAUAAUAAUCAGCGAAUUUCUGAGCGUGUUGAUGAGUUGGUAAAAGAAACGCUGGAUGUGAUUAGUACGAUAGUUGAUGAUGAGCCUGAAACCCCAAAUUCUAUGCUUUUACUUCAUGAGAUAACAGAUCGUCCAAAAGGCUGGUUAUGUCUAGUUAGAAGCUUAAUUAGAGUAAUUCCAAUUGAUCACGCAAUGGGACCGUCUGUGAUUACACUUCUUUUAGACGAUUCUCCAUUGCCUUCAAGGGAAUCUGUCGAGCAGGUUGCACAGAUGAUAACAGAAACGAAUACAACGAUACCACAUGAGAGAAAUUUGUGUGUAAUUUUGGGAUGUCUGGCCGAAAAACUCGCAGGUCCUAUUGCAAUUCUGAAUGAUACAACACUGUCGUAUCUCCUCAAUAAUAUCAGUUCCAAUGAGACACCAAAAGAUGUAAAGCUUUUCUCAUUAAUAGCACUCGAAAAAUUCGCCCAAACAGCUGAGAACAAAAGUACAAUCAAAAAGAAACUCUUAUCUUAUGCGGAACAUCCUUUAUUACAUCUUGAAACACAUUCAAAUGAUAUUGAUGACUAUACAUUACGUCAAAUUGGAUUUUGUGCAAAGUGGAGCUUAGACAAUUACUUUUUAGUAGAAGACAGAAAAUAUUCUUAUCAGACCGUAGAUGCUGAGAAAAUUAAUGUUAUGCUUAAUACAAAAGAUGUCAGUGAAUAUCUGAAAAUAUCUGCCGAUGGACUUGAAGCUCGUUGCGAUUCGUACUCUUUUGAAUCAGUUCGAUCGACAAUAUCUGUAAAGACGGGUGCAUGGUAUUAUGAAUGCUUAAUUAUAACUAGUGGAGUAAUGCAAAUUGGAUGGGCUCAAAAGGAAUCACAUUUCUUGAGUUCUGAUGGCUAUGGUAUUGGCGAUGAUUCAUAUAGUGUUAGCUUUGAUGGCUGUCGGAAACUUAUUUGGCAUAAUGCUAAAUCGACACCUAUUAAUUUACCAAGAUGGAAACCUGGUUCUAUAUGUGGCUGUUAUAUUGACUUAGAUGCAAAACAAGUUAUAUUCAGUUUAGAUGGGUGUGAAGGUUUUGUUUUUGAUGAGGUUUUCAUUGAUAAAAGUAACGAAUUAGGAUUUUUCCCUGCUGCUUCUUAUAUGAGCUUUCAGCAAUGUAGAUUUAAUUUUGGAUCGGAGCCUUUUGUAUAUCCACCAAGUCGACCAUUCAACAUUUUCAAUGAUAAAGCAGUAUUAACGCCGCAAGACAAAAUUGUUCUUCCACGACAUUUGUAUCUCGAAGAGCUUAGGAAAUUGAGUGUUUCAGACGAUUCAUGUUCGUUGUGUUUCGACGCAUUGGCAACGAUACAACUUCUUCCUUGUAAUCAUACUGGAUUCUGCAGUAGCUGUACAAAAUUGCUUUCAAACUGUCCCAUAUGUAGAGCUGAUAUUGUAAAUAUUAUAGAGACAACAAUUAAUCAGGAACCACAGUCGAAUGGGCAAGCUUCAUGAUGAUUGAUAGAAAGAGAGAGAGAUUAAUAUCUGAUUGUUAAUUGCUUUAUGCACCUGUUUUCAUAUUUCGUUUACGUUUUUACUAGACUUCCUUUUUUUUUAAAAAACAAAACUCCUUUUUAAUUAUUAAAUUGUACUUAAACAGUGAUAAUCAAUGAAGAAUAAUAAUAUUAAUACCUGUGUGGAUUCAAAUUUGCUCGUCUGAGUAUUGAAGCUAUGCUGCCUCCUUAACAAUAUCCGUGUUACGAAGAUAAUUCUCUAUUUUUUUAUAAUACUUAUCAAGAAUCAUUCAGUAAGUCAGAGAACGUUAUGUAUACAUAGAAAUAGAUUCCUUAAAGCUUCUUCCUCCAUAAUCAAUCGGAACAACAAAAAAAUAUAUAUCGAUUAAGUACUAUCUCUAAAAUUACCUAAUUAUAAAUUUC
This is a messenger RNA of Chironomus riparius, 2108 nucleotides long. NCBI's taxonomy places the organism in Eukaryota, Metazoa, Arthropoda, Insecta, Diptera, Chironomidae. The record is from the annotation of a GenBank genome assembly.